AUGAUAUCAUCCAUCCUGGGUCUCCGUCAGGGGGCUUUGCGAGCUUCGUCCAAGAGAACUGGGAUUUCUCAAAGAGCUCUUUCAUCAUUAUUGGGACAAGAGACUGGCUUGGCGUCGAUUUCUUCUUGGCCAACAGCCAACAGACCUCAUCGGCCGUGGCGAGGCGCCAGACAAACUCCAUUUCGAUCUGGAAUUAUUCAAAGAAACGUUUGGUCGACUGGAACCACUCCACCCUUGGGUGGUGAUUUGCAUCCACUGAUCUCGUUGACACCAGACGAAAUUAGUGCCGCUGCCAGCGUGGUCAAGGCUCAUUAUUCCGACGCGGCAGAAGAAAUUCGAUUCGUCGCCAUUGCGCUCAACGAACCCAACAAGGCGGCGCUUCGAGGCGGUGACAAGCCACCACGACAAGCAGAAAUUAUUGUGAUCAAUACCACCACGGGAAUUGCUUCGGAACUGACCGUUUCUUUGGUCGAUGCAACCGUCAUUUCUGUAAAGGAAUUGGAACGUGGUGUCCAGCCUUUAUUGACCCCGGAUGAUUGCGACCUCGCCGAAGCCAUUUCCAAAAGUUCACCCGAGUUGCAAGCUGUCUUGAAAGAACGCUAUGGAAUCACAGACAUGUCUCGAGUGGCUGCCGAUCCCUGGUCUGUGCAUCUCGCGAGUGAGGAGGAUGUAGCCAUGACAGAACCAGACGAUCCAUCAUUGCCCCCUCGUCGGCUUGUGCAGACAUUUUUGUAUCAGCGAGUGGAUGGAGACGGCAUAGAGGACAAUCAUUAUGCCCAUCCAAUCGUCAUUUUGCCAGUUGUGGAUCUCAAUUCCAAAACGGUGAUCAAGAUUGAUGGACUGGAUCGACCGGCAACCAAAAUCCCUCAAGCAAGUGUCAACUACCACCGUGAUUUACUCAACACCAAUUCCUACUUGCAAACGCAGUGGAGAGCUGAUACGCUCAAGGCAUUGGAUAUCACGCAACCAGAUGGUCCAUCCUUUACCGUAACGGACAAUCUGGUGGAAUGGCAGGGCUGGAAGUUUCGAGUGGGAUGGAACUACCGCGAAGGAAUUGUUUUGCAUCAGGUUCACUUUAAUGAUCGCCCCGUGGUCAACCGAUUGAGUCUGGUGGAAAUGGCCGUGCCGUAUGCUGAUCCAUUCCCGCCGUUUCCUCGAAAAUGUGCCUUCGACGUUGGUGAUUAUGGGCUUGGAUUUUGUGCCAAUUCGCUAGAGCUUGGAUGCGACUGUUUGGGACAUAUCCAUUACUUUGAUGCCGCCCUCAACGAUUCCAAAGGAGACCCUUACGUUGUCAAGAAAGCUAUUUGCAUGCACGAGGAAGACCAGGGAAUUCUGUUCAAACAUGUAGAGUAUCGCAAUGGACACAGCGAAUCAAGACGUGCUCGAGAAUUGGUUAUUUCCAAAAUCUGCACGGUUGUCAACUACGAGUACCUAAUGUAUAUUCGAUUCAAGCUCAAUGGUGAGAUUGAAUUUGAGCUUCGACUGUCGGGGGAGCUUUCCACCAAUCAACCAUCUGCAGGAGAAGACCCUAACGAUCCAUCCCAUGGAGUGUUGUGUGCACCCGGUGUGAACGCCCAAGUACACCAACACAUGUUUUGCGCUCGCAUCGACAUGGCCGUGGACGGUGACAAAAACACCGUGAGUGAGAUUGAUGUUGUCCCUCACACACCCGGGAUGGAAGGAAACCCAUACGGAAACGUUUUCGGGCCGGUAGAAACCGUCCUGAAGACAGAAGCAGAAGCUGUGAGACUGUAUGAUGCCAAUAAAGCUCGGGUGUGGAAGGUGUCCAAUGCCGAAGGAAAGGUGAAUGGCAUUACAAAGAAACCAACAGCAUACAAGCUAGUUCCAUUCACCAAAGGUCCUGCACAACCCCCGUUGCUCACGGCGCCCGAUAGUGCCGUAUCCAAAAAGGGCGAAUUUGCCACGGCGCAUCUAUGGGUGACACCAUAUGACGAAACGGAGCGUUAUCCUGCUGGAGAAUAUACCCCACAGGCCAAGGAACAAGCAGGUCUACCUGUGUGGAUCAAGGAUAAUGAAUCUAUUGAAGGUGAAGAUGUUGUCUUGUGGCAUGCCUUCGGAGUGACACACGUUCCACGCGUCGAAGACUUCCCCAUUAUGAACUGCGAAAUGACUGGGUUUUCUCUCAAACCGGAUGGCUUCAAUAGCGGCAAUCCUGCCAUUGAUCUACCGCCCGAGACGAAUACAAAGAGCAAGCUUGAUUCUGGGUGCUGUGCAAGCUCUAGUUAG
Messenger RNA from Seminavis robusta, 2247 nucleotides. NCBI's taxonomy places the organism in Eukaryota, Bacillariophyta, Bacillariophyceae, Naviculales, Naviculaceae. The record is from the annotation of a GenBank genome assembly.